UAGUGGCUGUGCCCAGUGCAGUAGUAAGAUGUUUAGUUUAGGGUUUAAGCAUUGCUAGGGUUUCUGAGGCUUGUCUCACAUGGUGAUUGAUUAGCAAAAAACCCUAGCGAUAUCUGUUUUUAUCUCUCUAGGGUUUUUCUCUCAGAUGGAAGGCGUCGAUGAUGAUUUCGGCGAUAUAUACGCAGAAGUUGAAGUUCAAGCAAGUACAGCCAUCAAUGGCUUCCCAAACCGCACUCAAUCAUACACAGAACAAUAUGAUAUCAACACCAAAUGUUCUGAAUCAGAUGUAAAUAAAGACGAUUCGAUUGGCGACGAUUCAAAUCAGUUUGGCGAUGAGACGAAUGAAAUUUCGAGUGUGGAGGCCAAUGGUGAGGAGCAGGAGGAGAUUGUGGAUAAUGGAAGCGAUAGCGAGGACGAUUUGAAUAUAGUUUUGAACGAUGAUGCUAAUGGUGUGGCGUAUCCGAUUGGGCGGAGUGCGAAUUUGAGGAGUGGAGGGUUUGAUGAUGAAGAAGAGGAGGAAGGUUGUGAUUUUGCAGCUGCGGAGGGGAAUGGUUCGGGUAAGAAUCGGAAAUGGGUUGAUCAAUCCCAGAUGGGCGAUGGAUUGGAGCAGUGUUCUAAUGGUACUGGUGGCGGUGAGAGGGGAAAUCUGGUGAAGGGCGGUUAUCGUUCACAAUACAAGUACUUAAGAUAUCAGACAGCAGCUUAUCCUUGUAAUUCAAAAGCCAAUGGAUCCAUGGGUUCAGCUUCCUACUCUUCCACCUUGGCUAGAGGCAAUUGGGACAAUAAUGGGUCCAGUCAACAUAUGGGCUCAAGCUCAGUACUAACUCAAAGUGGAUACAAUUUCUCUCUUCCCUGGUAUAGGACUAUACUAGAUAUAAAUAUUGCUAUGUUCGAACAGAGGCCAUGGAGGCAUCCUGGAACUGAUAUAACAGAUUAUUUUAAUUUUGGUUUCGACGAGGAAAGUUGGAAAAGUUAUUGCAACUGUCUGGAGCAAUUUCGGCAGCAAACAUCCAUUCAAACCAGGAACCUCUUCCAUGAGCCUUCAGAACCUAAUGAGAAGGCAUCUGAAGUUGGAUCCAAGCACGAAACAGUAGUUCCAGAAGCUGUGACUGAAAAUAUUGCUCAAACUGGACAGGGAAGAACAGUUUCUCCUUCACCAAGAAUUGCUUUUAGGAAAAUGAAGCAGUUACAAAUGCCAAAAGGUAGAGCAAUUCAGGUCAAAGACAGCAUUGCAGAACGCCAACCAUCCUUUGGUGUAAGGCGUCCACUUGAUCUGGAUUCUGAUGUGGUGAUACAGAUUGCUGUGCAGGACUCCAUGAAGGAUUCCACUGAUUCUGAGGAGGAACUGGGACAUAUCAAUAGCUCUGUACAUAAAGCAUCUGAAAAUGGAGAUCUUUGUGUGGAUGACAACAGGGAUUUUCACUCUUUUGGUAGUCCCAGUAGCGAUGAUUUACCCAGAUCACAUGCAGCUGUUCCCAAAGUGUGUUCGCAACAAACAACUGCAUCCGACCCAGUGUCAAUGGAUUCAGAUGACCAUGGAAGUGGUCAUAUCUCCGAUGUGAACAGGCAUCACCAUCAAAAGGUGACCAUAUGUUCUUCAGAAGAAGAUGCUGAAGCAAAAGAAACUUCAAAUAACACAAGGGAAAGGUUUGGCAAGGAUAUCUGCAACGAAUCAGCCCUUGCUAAGCAGUCUCAACGUUGCCCAAGUUCUUCAUCUGGAAAUCACAGUGAAACACCCCUUGAUCGUGGUUAUAUUGAUCCCGGAAAAGUUCAUAAUAACCUAAGAAAGUCAUCAUCAAAUUCAGUCACUGAGUUACAGAAGUCAAUCACAUCUGACCGCUAUCAUAUCAAGGAUUCUAAAACACAUGGUGUCAAAAUGAAAUCAAAUGAUUGUAUCCUUCGUUCAAGAAAUAGAAGUCCCAUCCGAAAUGAUCUGAAGAAUUAUAAUAGGAAACUUCAUAGUAUGUCUGAAUUGUCUGAACUGAGGAGCUAUACUGAUGAUGGCGAUGCCUCUCCUAUAUCUAAUACUGGCAGAUUGUAUAAUGUAGAUCAUUCAACAGUUGGCCGUAACAGAAAGAAGGAAAGGCUGCAAGGUCCUGAUUCUUAUAGUAGAAAACAUUUCUCAAAUUCCCGGGAAUCAGAACUUUCCUUUGAUUACUCUGGGGAAAGGUUUUCUAACAACGAGGUUCGAACUUCUUACAAAAGGAAUCCUCGUAGGAAAGGAUGUCAGAUAUUUGGAGAUGAGAUUGAUCGGCAUCUCAGUGGAAAGUUGGAUGAGGAGGAAUAUUUUCUUGAACAAAAACUACCUAGGGUGGAUGAAGCAAUGGAUGGAGAUUGGUAUCAUUAUGGACCGGGACACAAUAUUGAUGACAUGGGCCCUCUCACUUACAGGGAGUCUAGAAGGAUGGCUUUAAAGCAUUCGUCUUAUUUAGAUAAUGAAAUAGGUACUAGAUGGAGAAGGAGAGGAGAUGAUCUGCAACAUGGAAAUAGGAUGGAAAAUAACGGUUUUCCUGAUGAUUGGAGAUUUACAGAUGAUUUCAUACAAGAAAAUUUCCGAAGAUCUAUUUCAUAUAAUGUCACGGAAAGAGAUUAUCUGGAUGAUAAUUAUGAAAGACAUUUACAUUGUACAAGAAGAGAAAUUAAAAGCUCUUGCAGAAGAGAGGGGAAAUAUGGUGUUCGCUCUGAUGAUUUCAAUAGUUUGUCUAUAGUUGACGAGGAUGACUACUGGAGAUGGCCAGAUCAUCAAUCGUUGUCCUCUAAUUCUCACAAGGAUCCUGAUACUAUCAAUGGAGGAAUAUGGCAUGAUGCCUCGUCAGUGAAAAAUGAUUCGAAUGAGUAUAAUUUGAGGAAAAUUAAAGAAAAUGGUAGAGUUAGGAGACACAUACAGACUGAGACAUGCAGAGACACAGAUUGGCCCGGUAGUUAUAUUGAAGUUUUUGACACAGAAGAUAAUAUCAACUUGCCUGAUGAUCAGGUUCAUUUCGAAAGAAGGCGGCAUUAUUUGCACUCUGAAGUAUUGAAUUGGACUCAAAAUAGUUAUAUAUCUGGCCAUAGGGAUGAAAAAUUCCGUGCCGACGAGGCAUCAUUUUCCACUAGAAGGACUUCAAGGCCUAAAAGGCUUAAUGAUGCUAGGCAUGGACCCGACCAUGCUGGGAAGCUAAUUGAUGACGGGCAUGUAGAGUGGCACAAAAGCAAAAUACUAGGAGAAGGACAUAGUGGUAUCCAUAUUGAUGGAACUUCUAAUGUUAUUCAUAGAGGUAAUUAUGAGAAGACACACCCGGCAUGCAGGGAUUCAGUUGACAUGCACUUGUUUGUUGGGGAAGGAAAGUCCUCUGGAAGACGCUUCACGGCUAGAAGUUCAACGUGCAACGAUAAGCAAAAAAACAUGGAUCCAGAUAUUUAUACCAAGCAGAAAACUUUCAAGGAUUCCAAUGAAUCUUACACGGAGGCAGGCGAAAAUGACGACCGAAAAGUUGCAAUCAGCCAGAAAGAUGAGAAUUGGCAUGAUAAAUACCCAGUUAUGCAGCACAACGAAGCUUUGGAUAUUGAGGAAGGUCAGAUAAUAACAGCAGAAUUAAAUGAGAACCUUGUGGAAAAGGAAUGUGCAACUGAAGCUGUGGCACCGAUAAUGGAUGUGAAGAGAACCAUGGAUCAUGAAAAUGUACCAGAUGAGAAUAGGGUUGUUGGGGACUAUGACAACCAUCGGAUUCUUGCAAUGCGAGCAAAGAUGGAGAAACGGAGAGAGCGCUUUAAGGAGCCCAUCACUCUGAAUAAGGAAAUGGAGAAGAUCCCCAAGCCUCCAGCCGACCUGGUAGUUGAAACAGCUGAAACUAAACAACGAAGGCCAGUGCGAAAGCGGCGUUGGGGUGAAAGUUAGGUCCCUAACAUUACAUGUGCAUCUCAUGGCUUAUAUAUUGGGAAUGACUCGAGCCAGUAGGUUCUCCUCCGAAUGGUUGACUGGAGGAGGGCUAUGGUGGAGAAAUGCCCUGCCGGAAUAUUUCUUCCAGACAUUCAAGUUUUGGUGCUGUUGACCUUAAUGCAAGCUGCAGUUUUUGAUGGUCGAUUGUCAUGGCCGAGAACCAGUUUUUAAUAAUUCUUUGCGAACAGGAAAUUGAUGUGGUACCAUGGAAAUCUUUGAUUCAUGAAGUUGAAAAUACUCUGUAUCUCUCUCUGGAAUAAUGACCUGAAUAAAUCAUGUUACUAUUACGAUA
This is a messenger RNA of Cornus florida, 4211 nucleotides long. RefSeq names its product FIP1[III]-like protein. Bases 146 to 3877 code for a protein of 1243 amino acids. The transcript has 10 exons. NCBI's taxonomy places the organism in Eukaryota, Viridiplantae, Streptophyta, Magnoliopsida, Cornales, Cornaceae. The record is from RefSeq and is a predicted model, not a curated record. Gene Ontology annotation, biological process: mRNA processing.